AUGGCUCAGGAACACCAUUUGGAUGCGCUCGUCGUGGGUGCCGGUUUUGGUGGUAUCUACACACUCUAUUCCCUCGUCAAGGAGGGUCUGAAUGUGAAAGCUAUCGAUACGGCUGGUGAUGUCGGUGGUACGUGGUACUGGAAUCGCUAUCCUGGUGCGUUAAGCGAUACGUGGAGUCAUCUUUAUCGAUUUCUAUUCGACCACGAGCUCCUGCAAAGCUACCCCUGGAAGAAAUGGUAUCUCACCCAGCCCGAGAUCUUGGAGUAUCUCCGUCAUGUCGUGGAAAGAUACGAUCUCCGCAAACACAUGCAGUUCAAUACCAAGAUGCAAAGCGCGGCAUGGAACGACACGACCAAGACCUGGAAGGUGCAGUGCGAAACAGGCGACGUCUUCCAUGUGCGAUAUCUCUUCACGGCGCUUGGAGUCCUGGUGAAAGCCCACUACCCCGAUAUCCCCGGGAUGGACACAUUCAAAGGAGAAAUCAACCACACCUCAGCGUGGAACCCAGACGUGGAGCUCGAGAAUAAGCGUGUCGGUGUUGUUGGCGUCGGAUCAUCGGGCGUGCAGGUCGUGACGGCCAUCGCGGACAAGGUUAAAUCGCUUCAUGUAUUUGUCCGACGCCCGCAGUACAGUGUUCCCAGCAGGAAUCGGGAUGUGACGCCGGAGGAACGCGCACGGAUCAACAAAGAUUAUCCAGGAAUUAUCACCGAUGCCCGCACGUCCAACUUUGCCAUGGGGACGCCAGAGCCUGCGAGAAAAUUCAUGUCAGUGUCACCGGCAGACCGCGAGGAACUACUGGAGCGGCUGUGGCAGACGGGGAACGGCUUCAUGUUCAUGUUUGGCGGGUUUUCCGAUAUUGCCACGGAUGAUGCUGUAAAUGAGGAAGUCUGUCAAUUUCUGCGUAAGAAGAUUGCCAGUAUUGUCAAGGAUCCGCAGAAGCGAGACGUCCUGACACCGAGGGAGCUCUACGGCCGUCGACCUCUGUGUGAUGGUGGGUUCUACGAGAAGUUCAACAAGGAAAAUGUCUAUGCGGUGGAUGUCAAGGGAAAUCCAAUUACGGAGGUAACACCUACUGGCAUUCGCAUGGCUGAUGGCACAACCCACGAGCUCGAUGUCAUUAUCUUUGCGACUGGGUUUGAUGCCGUGGAUGGCACUUAUGCGAUGGUUGACAUCCGAGGCCGGGAUGGCAACAAUUUAUAUGAUGUUUGGAAAGCUGAAGGCCCAAGCACUUACGUAGGGAUGUCUGUGCAUGGGUUCCCAAACCUCCUUCUAGUCAACGGGCCACACAUGGCGUUCGGCAGUAUUCCUACAUCAGGGGAGACUAACACCGAAUUUAUUAUGGAUUUGGUCCGACGGGCCGAGGAGGUAUCUAAGCAGACGGGGGGUCAGUGCGAAAUCGAAGCCUUAGAAGACGCCGAGCGCGCAUGGACAGAACGCAGUAGGGCCUCGGCAGUGGGAACAGUGUUUGAGAAAGUUCCUUCUUGGUUGUUAGGGAAUAAUGUCGCUGGGAAGGCUGUGGGGGUAUCGUUUUACUUUGGUGGUCUGGGAACGUUUAGGGCAUUCCUGGCUGACAUAAAGGCUAAAGCCUUCGAAGGGUUCAAAAGCCCCUUAGGUCCAGCUAUUCUGGAAGCACAGCUAUAA
This is a messenger RNA of Aspergillus nomiae NRRL 13137, 1641 nucleotides long. RefSeq names its product flavin-containing monooxygenase. Gene Ontology annotation, molecular function: NADP binding; flavin adenine dinucleotide binding; N,N-dimethylaniline monooxygenase activity. Lineage: Eukaryota; Fungi; Ascomycota; Eurotiomycetes; Eurotiales; Aspergillaceae. The coding region runs from base 1 to 1641 and encodes 546 amino acids. The record is from RefSeq and is a predicted model, not a curated record. The transcript has a single exon.